Pecten maximus is the source of this 4158-nucleotide messenger RNA. Its product is annotated as synapse-associated protein 1-like. The transcript has 9 exons. Gene Ontology annotation, cellular component: cytoplasm; synapse. Bases 112 to 1125 code for a protein of 337 amino acids. NCBI's taxonomy places the organism in Eukaryota, Metazoa, Mollusca, Bivalvia, Pectinida, Pectinidae. The record is from RefSeq and is a predicted model, not a curated record.
GGUUUCGGUCAAGGUCGGACGACGUAAUUCACAAAUCCAUUAGUGAAGGUAUAUGACGACAACUAUUGAAUUUUCGUUUUCUAGACAACUGCGUACCAUUUAAAUGAAGUCAUGUUUAGUUCUAUGACAAGUUGGCUUGGCGUUGGAGGUGAGGAAAGUCCAACUAAUGAUUCAUCUGCAGAAGAAAACAAGGAAAACGAAAAAUCAGGAGACGAGACCCAAGAGCAAAAUCAACCAUCCGAAACGAAGUCAACAGAGAAAGACAGCCAGGACACUGACACUGAGGAAAAAGACUUAUCAUUUGAUGAAGCUAAGCAAGCUUUGGAAGACGCAUCUUCUAAAGCCAUAAAUACAGCAAAGGAAUGGGGGAGUUUCUUGUACAGUUACGGCAAAGCAGCCUCUAAAACAGUGGCUGACCAUGCUAAACAAAUAACAAAGUCUGUAGAAGAAAAGACAUUCCUUGGAGAUUUCAGUCGUGAACAAGAUAAGUUUGUAACAGAAAAGAAAGAUAAAGUAAAACGCUCUGAGGCUGCUGUUCCACCAUGGAUAGGCUACAAUGAAGAGGAAAGCAUGAAAACACAAAUCCUAGCACUAUCAACAGACAAGAGACACUUCCUACGCAACCCUCCCUCUGGGAUCCAGUUCCAGUUUCACUUUGAAAGCAUGUUUCCUAUUGCAACAGCUACUCUCCAAGAGGAUCCCAACCUACAGAAAAUGAGAUUCGAACUCGUACCUAAACAGAUCAAUGAAGAGACAUUUUGGAGGAAUUAUUUCUACAGAGUUUCCUUGAUCAAACAAUCCACACAACUAACUGUUUUGGCACAAGAAACAGGUAGCACUGGUGAGAAAUCCAGCAAUGGGUCAAGGCGGUCAUCUGUAGGAAGUGUGGACAAAGAACAUCUUCAAAAGGAAGACGAAUUUAUAGCUGGGAGUCCACCUCAGGAUGAAUUUAUCAGCGACAAUUUUCAAGAAAAUGAUGUCAACGACGAUGAUCUCCGAAAGGAAAUGCAACUCCUCGGUGUUGACGAAAUCACAGGAGACAAAAACGAGCAAGAAGAAGUUGAGUUGAGUGAGGAGGAGUUGCUCAGUGACAAGGAACCAAGCAUCUGGAGACUGGCUUACUGACCAUUGUGAUGGCCGCAUCUAUCUCACCUCUGUUACAAGAAGCAGACAUCCCACAGUGGGAGAAGGAGCUACAACAGGAACUACAGGAGUACGAGAUGGUUAAUGAUGGUACGGAGCUUGGCGAGGAUGAUGGGGAUAUAGAGAACGAAAUACUUCAACAGAUCGAACAGGAGAGCAAGGCCAUGUGAUAGUACUGUGAUAGACACAAGGUCGUGACCUUAGAGAAACUGUAUCGUACAUUAUUCUGUGUGUAAUUCUACACCUUACAUUGAAGACGGAAAAGGUGGAUGAUCCCUUAAAUACAUAUUGAAGAACUUAAUAAAGAGAGCCUUUUUAAGUCCUGUUCUGUCCUGUAACUUGUUCUGUAUUUAUAUAACUUAUAUCUGGUAUUAUCUUAAGGACUUCAAUGAUAUAAAUGUCAAAUGUCAAAUGGGGAAGUUUACGAAACAUGACUCUCCGCUAUAAAUAACACCAUUGAAAUAGAGUCACAUGACAUAGGUGAUCUUUGCUGUGACAUCUACAGCCCCAUGUAGUCUACUGUAACAAAGAACCUGUAAUUAAUGGUUACUCAGUUACUCUACAGAUAUAUAAUUUCAACAGUAUAGAAAUACAUAUUUAUAUUUAGUAAUUAUUUUUACCUCGUCACUUGUCACUGAAAUGUUUAUGACUGCAACGGUUAAUGAUAUGUCAUUUGUUUUGUAAACAAAUAUGUCUGUUGAAAUUUGAAUACCUCAAAACAAAAAUAGUCAUAAAAAGAAAAACAAGCAAAAGCUACAGAAACAACCUCUAAACCUUAACAAUGACACAUCAUGAAUGUUUCUCUCCAGAAUUUAUGUACAUUGUAAAUGACGUUAACAGGGGAAAUAACUCUUAGCCAGAAAAAAAAUGUGUUGCUUCAUUAUCUUUGUCAGGGAGAAUAUUUAGUGUGAACAUUUCAAUGAUCACGACUACAAUGGUAUCAGUGACCUGAACAAGUCACUAUCUCCGCUUUGUAUCAUUACUCCUACAUAACGUUAUAUUUUUUUCUUCAAUUACUUUCAAAGGGUUUUCUGCCUGUUCUGUCAGUCAUUUGAACAAUGCUACAAAGAAUAUAUUUUCACCAAAAGAUAUGUAUGGUUGAUACUAUUGACUUUUUUCAAAGUUAGAUGAAAUUAAGGGUAUAUACCUUUUCAAAAAAGAGUACACUUUGACUUUUUUUCAUUAAACAAAAAUUUCAACAGUGUCACUUUUCAUAACAUAAAGCUUCUAAAUUAUUCACAGUAUUGAUUAUUUGAUUGGUUGCUAUAUUUACAUGUACUUAAAACAUUCUGCAUGGCUGUGAUCAUGAAAUAGAAUACAAAUUACAAUAAUCUGUUUCAUUUAAGUAUAUAUUCUCAUGAGCAUUGCAAGACUCAUGAUGACAUUGAUUAUCUGAGAAUCAUUAUCACUAGAAUGUUUGGUAAACAAAGUCAGUGAUCUGAAGGCUAACCACAAAGCAUGUUUUUCUUCCCUAUUGACUAAUGUAUAGCUGGACAUGUAGGUCAAGGUCAAAUGCUUCCUACAAAAACAUAUUCAUACAGAUCAUAUGUUGUUUUUUCCAGGGAAAUUAAUUUCAGCUAGAGUAGAUAUUGACAUUGAUAAGCCUGGUGUUGUUAUACAGCUGUAGGGUAGGGGAAAUCUUCAUAGGCUGUUGUUCACAUACACCAUCGACAAUAUGAUAAUAUGUGUAUGAUUAAUAAUCUGAUACUCAUCAAUAUUUUAUUGGAACUCAAAACUCAAUAUGCAAACAAAUAUCAAGCUGAUAAUAGGUGUUGUAUUAUAUAAUAAAUACAUAAUAUUGUAAUAUAUGUGUACAGAACUGGAAUGGGUCGAUCAUCGCCGACCAGGUAGCUCAAUUGGUAGAGCAUCUGCUAGUGUUUGGAGGUCCCAGCUUCGAACCCCUGUCUGGCCGUGUUUUUUCCUCUCCUAUUACAUAUGGCGCCCAACUAAAUACCCACGGAGGUGGUGUAGGGUACGUCUCUCGUGUGUCUUCAGGGUUGAAGACUUUGUUGAAGGAGGGAGGAAUGUAAGAGAACUGGGCUGGGUCGAUCAUCGGCAACCAGGUAGCUCAAUUGGUAGAGCAUCUGGCUAGUGUUCAGAGGUCCCAGGUUCGAACCCCAGUCUGGCCGUGCAUUUUUCCUCUUAUAUUACAUAUAUUACAUAGAUAUAUUAAGAUAUGAUAUAAUACUAUAUAAUAAAGAAAUCAUACUAUAUGAUAAAAUAUGAUAUAGAAGUGUGUGUAAUUGCUUUUUAGAUUCGUAAUUAUUGUAUAACAAGAUCACUCUCAAAGGUUUUCUCCUCUUGUUUUUCGUUCAAAACAAAUUAAAUUAAAAUAUUCAAGGUAAAUUUUGAACCCCUAAUCCUCAAAAAAGGUAGAUAAACAAUAAAUUUGUAUAAGUAUAAUUUUUUGUUUUUCAAUGUAUAAUAUAGUACAGGGUGAUAUCAUCGUCACUAUGUAUCUGCUUUCUUGGUAUUUUAAGGAUCUCAGCAACUUAAUAUGUGGUAAAUUGUUUGUUGUAGAUAAUAUUUGUCAUCAUAUUCUAGGGUCACGACCUGUGGUUAUAUUUGUAUAAAUAUAUAUACAUGUAUAUAUUAUAAUUUGCAUAUGUAUGAUAAUGAUAUGAUGUGAAUACUAAUGACGUGUACAACAUAGCUAUUUAUGUUUAUAAUGAUGUAAUUGCUAAAUGGGAACAACUACAGACAUGCUCACUCCAUCAAUAGGUGUUGCUAAGGCACAAAGAUCUCCUUUAUUAUUUUGAAGAUGUUUUUUAUUCAAAAUUUGCAAAAAAAAUUUCCACAGCUGCAGUAUUGUUGUUUCUCUACACUAAAGUGAUCAGACUUGUCAGUAAAUUGAAUAACAGAAUAUGUUGUAGGCCAAACAAAAUUUAUGAUUUUUUUUUCAUUGAUAAUUAUUCAAGUUAAUGAUUACACUGUUGAAUUAUUGAAGUAUUUUCAAACAUGUCUUUUUAAUUUGUUUAUUAUGUUAAUUUUAUAAAUUGAUUGUGGGAACAGAAA